This is a messenger RNA of Nelumbo nucifera (sacred lotus), 2740 nucleotides long. Lineage: Eukaryota; Viridiplantae; Streptophyta; Magnoliopsida; Proteales; Nelumbonaceae. The record is from RefSeq and is a predicted model, not a curated record.
AUAUUUGUUCCGGAGGUCGACAGAACGGAAGUUCCAGCGCGUAUUCUUAACGCCACCAACCAAACGCGCCCAACAGUACAACUAUCUUCUUCGUCGUCGUUGUCUCCGUCUUAAUUUCUGUCAAAAUAAAAUGGAAAGUGGCUUUUUCAACUGCUUCCGUUGGCAUCUUUGAUGGGUUUCGUCCUGAAUCUCGUUCUCGUUUGUCUUUAAUUCGUCAGACUUGCUAGUGUUCUCGUAAAUCUGGUUGUUAACUUCAGCUCAACUUGAUGCUGGGGAUGCUGAUGGGACAAGAAUUUGAAUUGCCUUGAUGCUCGUUGAAGUAGCGGAAGCUAAGUUACGAAGCUAGGGUUUCUUCGGGUUGGGUUCUUAUAAUGCAGAAUUCUGGGGACGAGGAUCAGAACAAGCAAGAUCAGAGGAAAAAUACGGGUAUGGAGGACUCAACUGCUAUGACUAUUGACUUCCUUCGUGCUCGGUUACUAUCUGAAAGAUCUGUCUCGAGAACUGCAAGACAAAGAGCUGAAGAGCUAGCUAAGAGGGUAGUUGAACUGGAGGAACAACUAAAGCUUGUGACUCUCCAAAGAAAGAAAGCUGAGAAGGCAACGGCAGAGGUUCUAUCUAUUUUGGAGAACCAUGGAAUCAGUGACUUUUCGGAGGCAUUUGAUUCAAGCUCUGACCAGGAAGAAGCCUCUAAGUCAAAAGAGGAUGAUGAUUCCACAAAGAAAGAGGAAAGUUCUGUGACAUCAGAACUGAGAGACAAACCAGAGGAAUUGCCUUCUCUGGAGCUUGAAGGUUCUUUACCUGGUAGAAGUUUGUGUUGGAAAAGCUCCAAUGAUAGUCCAAAAUCCACUGAAAAGAAAUACAUGGAUCAGGCUAGAAGGCAGCGGAGCAGUUUGAUGUAUACUAGUUGGUCUUCUCCAAGGCAAUGUCCAGGCAAGUCAUGCCGCCAGAUAAAACGAAGAGAAACCAGAUCUGCAGAAGAUGAGGUAUACGAUAGACCUAUCCAGCUUGAGGAUCAAGAAAAGGGAGCUGCUACCAGUGGACAAGAUACAGACAUGGAAAGAGCACUAGAGCACCAAGCUCAGCUCAUAGGUCAAUAUGAAGCAGAAGAAAAUGCUCAGAGAGAAUGGGAGGAGAAGUACAGAGAAAAUAACAGCUGUACUCCGGAUUCAUGUGAACCUGGGAAUCGGUCAGAUGUUACUGAAGAAAGAGACUACAUCAGGCCUGAAACAACAGAGCCCGGUAAAGCAGUUCUUUCUCAUGACCAAGGAAUAAAGUCAGAGGCAGAAGGUAUCUGCUGCCAUGAUGAUGCAACAGCCAAAACUCCUUCAAGUUCCUUUGUCCCCAGUACAUAUGGUGAUAUGGGAUGCUCAUUGGAUCAACAUUCCAACAGUAGCAAAAGCACUGCUGGUAAUGAACUCCCAGCUGUUUUUUCUUUUCCAGACCAACUUAACCUAGAGCUUAACUCCAAGGUGAAGCAGAAGCAAGAGUGUCCUGAGAAUGACCAUCUUUACCAACCUUCAUCUGAGUACCCUGAUCACUGCCAAGUACAGAAUUCUUCUUCUCAUAUGGAUGGGAAUUUUCUUGAAGGAGAAUCAUCAAAGAGCCAAAACAACUCCCAUGCAGUAAUGUUGCAUGAAACAGCCAGUGGUUUGGGGAGUGUGUUGGAGGCACUUCAACGUGCAAAGCUAUCACUAAAACAUGAACUUGAUAAAUUGCCAUUGUCAACCCAAGUGGGAGCUAUGGCAAGAGUGCCAGAAAUUACUGAUCCUGCUACAGGGGCUGAUGAUACAAUAGAUAUUCCUGUUGGAUGUGCUGGUCUAUUCAGAGUACCAACUGAUUUCCAAUUUGAAGCUACUUGUUCUUCUCAUACCAAAUUAUUGGGGUCUUCCUCCAAUUCUCAGUUAAGUUUGACCAGUUAUUAUCCCAGUGUGAGAGUUGGACCUGCUGAUAGAUAUCAAUAUGCCUACAGCCCUCAGUUGGAUACUGAAACUAGAACUUCUAUUAAGAAGCCAUAUGUUGAUCCUUAUUUGGAUGCAGGAAUUGGUUCACCUACUAUGAGUAGAUACACUUAUCCUUCAUAUGCAGACCUUAUGCCAAGAAUGCCAACCGGCUCUAAUGAUGGAUUUCAGGGAUCACGGCCAAUGCCAACAAUGUCAGCUGGCUCUAGCAAUGGAUUUCCAAGACUGCAACCUAUCCCAAGAGUUAGAAUGCCAAUGAGCUCUAAUGAUGGAUUUCCUUGGCUGCAACCUGUGCCAAGAAUGCCAAUUAGUUCUAGUGAUGGAUUUCCUGGAUUGCAACCUAUGCCAAGAAUGCCAUCCAACUCUAGUGAUGGAUUUCCUGGACUGCAACCUGUGUCAAGAAUGCCAGUUAGUUCUAGUGAUGGAUUUCCUGGACUGCAACCUAUGCCAAGAAUGCCAUCUAGCUCUAGUAAUGGAUUUCCUGGACGGCAACCUAUGCCAAGAAUGCCAAAUAGCUUUAGUGAUGGAUUUCCAGGACUAACACCAAGUAUGGCACCUGGAGUUCUGUCGGGAGAUCGAUAUGCUGUGUACAAAGAUCAGAUUCGACCUAAUAUGCAUAGAUAUUAGUUUGCAUUUGGCAGAUACUGGGCUGUUCACGUUGUAAGUCUCCCGUGAAGAUUUUGUGAUAUUGAUUAUGCAAUAUGUAUUUCUCGUAGGAGACCAUCUGUAUCAUAUUUGAGUUAUAGAUGCAAAAAAAAAAAGAAAAAAAACUGUGUAUUUAA